UGUGACGACAGAAGAGAGAGAGAGAGAGAGAGAGAGAGAGAAACUAAACUUCAUAUCAGAUUAAUCCGCGACAGUGCAGAGUGUUUUAACCCUGGAGGACAGCAGGCUGUAUUUUGCGCGUUAUUACGCACAAGCCAUUCAGUUAUUACAGAGUGAAUGGACUGAGAACGAAGCAGCUGUUACAUGUAACAAUAGUUACCUGAGUCGCUCGUUACUGUAAUGUUAGCCUAUAUAUGGCUUUUUUUUUCCUUUUUUUUUGCGUGACUUAUCUUAUUUUAACAAGCUAUAAUAGGCUUCUCGGUGGUCAUUAGUGCCCGUCUUUUACCAGAAUCUACAGAUCGAAUGAUUUUUUUUCUCUCUCUCUGCUUCUUUUUUCUCUGAGUUUUGCUUUAUGCACCUGUAACUUAAGAUGUCACCGGGCUGAAGAAAAAAAAAGGCAAAGGUCGUCUUUAAGGCAGCUCAUUUAACCUACGAUUCAUGACCAUGACCAUGAGCGGUGCUCACACUGAAGCAUCUGCGCCGCUCGACCUGAGGACCACAACAAGGGACAUCACAGAUCGGACUACAGGACAAAGCAAAACCCGGACACCAAAGAUCGAGGAGGUGGAGGAGUGCACUUCCAGAGGAUCUCCUUCCCUUUCCUCUGCGAUCAAACCGGGCAGCAAGGAUAGUCAUGGUCAAACCCAGGUGAAGUGUGAGAGGCUGACCCACAGCGAUGCCAAGUCUCCAGAGACCUCUACCUCAAAACUUCCCAUCAGAAAACGUCCUGUCCGAACGGACCACAAACCUCAGGAGCAGUCAGAAAACAGAAAGACAGACUCAGGUCCAAGUCCUGCCAAAGUGCCCAGGUGCAGCAGUGUCUGCAACGGACUGAACGCAGAGGCGCAGCAGUUUGCUGGGAGCCCAGUUCCUGGAGGAGCACACAGCGAUACACAGCUCACUCCAAGCAAUCCAUACGAUGCAUACCUUCCACCUCACCUGUGUACAAAUAGACUUAUUUCGCUUCACCCAUUCGAGGACACUGAUCACCUGCGGCAUGAGGUAGAUUUGGCAACAUACCAGGAUGAAGAUGGGGACACGGCUCUACAUAUUGCUGUGGCACAGGAGAAAGAGGCAAUAGUUCACCGGCUGAUCCACAUUUUAUGUCAAGUGCACAAAGACCUGGACUUGUAUAAUAAUCUCAGACAGACUCCUCUCCACUUGGCAGUCAUCACACAUCAGCCUGGUGUAGUGGAGGCUCUUCUUCGGGGUGGAGCAGACCCUGGAGCACUGGAUCGUAAUGGACAGACGGCAUUGCAUCUCUGCUGUGAGCACCAAGAAGAAGCUUGUCUCCGUAUAAUACUUUCCCACCUCUCCCGAUUAUCAUACUGCCCUUUGACCUGCCUGAACAGCCGGAACUUUGAAGGCUUAACACCCCUCCACCUAGCGGUUCAGGAUGGAAAUAAGAAGCUGGCGAAAAUGUUGUUAGACUGUGGAGCUGACAUUAAUGCUGUCGAUAUUAAGAGUGGUCGCAGCCCACUGAUACAUGCUGUAGAGAAGAGCUGUAUGGUGAUGAUCAACUUCCUUGUUGAGAAUGGCUGUAAUGUGAACUCACAGUCAUACAGUGGAAACACAGCUCUUCACAUUGCCUGUGGCCGUGGCGAGGUAGAUGCUGUCAGAGUUCUCCUUAAAAAUGGAGCUGAUAGCAGUCUAAAGAAUUACCACAAUGACACAGCCGUUAUGGUGGCUAAGAACAAGAAGGUAUCUGAUGUUUUACGUGGAAAGCCCACACGAGGUCACAAUCUGAAAACUCAGAACAGCUUCAGUGGUACCUCAUCUCCAAACAACUUAAGCCUUUCCCCUUUGGCCACUCCCAACCCUCAUCGUAGUGCAUCUCUGUCUCCAACAGUUCCACACACAUAUUCACCACACAGCCAAUCUGGCGAAAGCAGAUCAGGGAACCAUUCACCGGUGGAAAUUCAGGAAGCAGAGGAUCUACAAAUGACACCCAGGACAUUUCAUGAUAUGGUAGCAUUCAACAGUCCGGACUAUGUGGUGUCUAUUCAUCCUUUUCCCUUUUUCCAAGCACCUCGUUAUGAGACACUCAUGCCUUCUGGUCCUCACCUGCAUUUAAUGCCAGAUCACUCUCCUUAUUAUCCAAAUCUUGUACAAAGACAUCUCUAUCCCUCAGACACACAGUUCAUCUUAAUUCCAGCCAGGAAUGGGCCACCUGUCUCUCAUCAAUCACCACUGCAGCCCACUGGUACACAGUCACGGCCCUCCAGCCAUAACAGUGAUCAAUCCGACAUAUCUAACUUGAGUGCAAGCACUGGGGAAAAGACAUGAGCUGAUAUGUCUGUGAAAUGUCUAUAAUUGCACAUGUUUUUUUACCAAAUAUUGAACAACGAGUGUGGAUAGAUGUGGCGGGCCCAUCUUACAAGAUGUAUUUUUUUAAUGUAGCCUAUAAUUUAUGAUCAGAUAGACUACUGUCUUACUUGUAUAUGAUUUAUCAUGGUUGUAUUUUGAAACAUUUGCAUUUGAUCUAAUAUGAGAAAUAUAGUUUUAUUCAAAACUAUAGUCUUUUACUGGUUGUAACCAUACUCUGUGAUAGUAGGCAGCAAUGAAACCUCCAUUAUUUAUACGUGUUAUAUAUAUAAAUUGCACAACCAAACAGGUAAUGAGCAUUUUCUUUGUCCAUUUUCAAUAACUUAGGAUGUUGAAGACCAACAAGGAAUAAUUUAUGGAGAACAAUAUCACAGCUGUGGAGCUGGCUCUCUCAAACCUGCCAAUUAGUUGAGUUAACCCCUUAAACACCUGGUUUAUUGUUCAGAUAUUAACACACACACACACACACACACACACACACACACACACACACACACACACACACACACAAGAAAAAUGUGAUUUAAAACGUUUUAGAAUUGUUAUUUAAAUGUUUAAAACAAAGAAAUGUUCAAUAUCUUGAAUAAUUAUUCAAGAUUCUGCACUUUUCCCUAUUUAAAUGUAAGCAAGUUUGUAAGAUUGAACAUGUUAACUGCUUUGUACAAAAGGGCAGAUUUACUUAAUCCUUAAUCUCUUCGAAUGACUCAUAUAGUCUGUCGACACGUCAAUGGAUUUGAUCUAAAAUGGAUCAUAAGGUUUUGCUCAAAUUUGUGGAGUCCAUGCCAGCUGGAGUGCACACUGUCAUGAAAGUAAAUAGGGGACAUACCAAAUCCUAAGAAACUGUGAAAUUCAUGUAAAUAUUUCAAAGAUUCUACUUUUCACUCAAGUUAUUGUCAAUAAUAUAAGUUGUAACGAAAGUUGUAGUAUUAAAUGAUAAAGGAAUGUAA
Messenger RNA from Neoarius graeffei (lesser salmon catfish), 3311 nucleotides. It is a transcript of the gene bcl3, whose product is annotated as BCL3 transcription coactivator. The transcript is spliced from 9 exons. Gene Ontology annotation, molecular function: protein binding. The record is from RefSeq and is a predicted model, not a curated record. Bases 478 to 2325 code for a protein of 615 amino acids. NCBI's taxonomy places the organism in Eukaryota, Metazoa, Chordata, Actinopteri, Siluriformes, Ariidae.